This is a messenger RNA of Fulvia fulva, 492 nucleotides long. RefSeq lists its product as uncharacterized. The transcript is spliced from 2 exons. Lineage: Eukaryota; Fungi; Ascomycota; Dothideomycetes; Mycosphaerellales; Mycosphaerellaceae. The coding region runs from base 1 to 492 and encodes 163 amino acids. The record is from RefSeq and is a predicted model, not a curated record.
AUGUCGACGCGGACAGAUGUCGCCGCGAGCGGCGAGACCGGCAGCACUGCCAGGAAGGAUUCAUGCCAUGAUGACUAUGAUGCGGACGACGAACCAAACCGUGAACCAACAACACUUUCUGACGCACUCCAAUUGAUGCAAGCUCGCAUGCGAGCUUCCGCGUUAUCGACCAGCACUUCACAGCAACAAAGCUAUUCCGCGCGGCCAUCCUCACACGCAUAUCAGCAAAGCUUUGACUAUGGCGCUCCCUCAAGCUGGGCCCCUACUAUCUUUGACCUACGCUGUUCCGAGCCCGAGAGAUUCUGGAAGCCGACCUACGACACGAGCGAAUGCACCCGGCCUCGCGAUCUAAGCGCAAGACCACCAGCUUCAGGCCAGGGGAUGCCCGCAGAUCCGCGGAGCAAGCCCACCACCAAUUCUCAGCCACAGCAGCGAACCAAGGGAGGAACACCACCAGGCGAGCAGAGAUGGCGAGCGGCGGAUGUGAGGUAG